CUAUAUUCGAUGUUAUUAUGCCGAGGAGAGAUUUACACAGCUCGGAGGUGAUAGUCUCUCUUAAGAGAAACAUGUUGGAGUUGGGCAAAGGCACGAUAGGACGCGCGAGCACCAUCAGCGAGUCAGUCGAGGCGGGCCUACGUUUCAUCGGAAUGUGGCCGCAUUGCGUAUACGCGAAUAUCAAUUGGUGGACUUACAUCGUGUCGGUGGCAAUAGUGCAAUACUUUCAAUAUUCGUAUAUCCUGGCGCACUUCGACAUCAGGGAUCUCUCGGUUUUCGUAGACGGCUUAAGUAUCACAUUGGGCUACAGCCUGUCGUUCCUCAAGCUGAUCAAUCUCUGGUUCAAUCGUCGAAAGUUGUACGUCAUUCUGGAUACGAUGGACAAAGAUUGGAGCGACGGGAUUGCUGUCCAUUCGGACGCAUCCACGAUGGUCAGACACGCCAACUUGUCUCGUCAAUGUUCUAACGUGAUGAUCACGACGAAUGCAUUAGCCGUGUUCUUUUACGUGAUCGGCGGCCCAAUACUCCGAUCGAUAAUACAAAGGAACGAUCGCGAGGGCUCAGCUCGCGAGCUGCCCAUCAAGAUGGAAUUUCCUUUUAGGGUCGACAAUUCCCCGAUUUUUGAGCUGGUAUUGAUAGCCCAAUUUUUUCAUGAUUUAUCGGUAGCUUGUAUCAUCGCUAUGCUGAACGCUUUGCUCGUUACGCUGGUACUUCAUGUAAGUGGUCAGAUUGAUAUUAUGCGGCAAGGCUUCAUGGAAAUAUCCUCUAAGAAGAGUACAUCAAAAUCUUCUCUGGCUGUUAUUAAAGAUUUAAUUAACAGACAUCAGAGAAUCAUCGAUUUAUCAGACCACAUUGAGGAUCUUUUCUCAAACAUUGCACUGAUGCAGUUCAUCUGGAAUACUUUGGUCAUCUGUUGUAUAGGUUUUGUAAUCGUAAUAUCUAUCGGCACGGAAGAAGGUGCUACAAUGAUAACUAAAUCCCUCAUCUUUUAUGUCGCGAUAACUCUCGAGGCGUUCGUCUUUUGCUACGCCGGAGAAUACCUCAGCGCUAAGAGUAAAUCCAUCAGCGAUGCUGCGUACGAGUGUAUCUGGUACGAUCUGACACCCAGCGAGUGUCGGGUCCUGAUGUUCCUCAUGCUGAGAUCGCAGAAACGUUUAACCAUCACUGCGGGCAAGAUAACUGAUCUGUCCUUGGAAGGUUUCACGACCGUGAGUUUGCUCGAACCAUCCGGAAUUUUUGUCGCUCAAAUUGCGGCUGAAAUACAAAUUUUAAUAUAUGCUUAAUUGCUCCAGAUUA
Vollenhovia emeryi is the source of this 1296-nucleotide messenger RNA. RefSeq names its product odorant receptor 9a-like. The transcript is spliced from 5 exons. Lineage: Eukaryota; Metazoa; Arthropoda; Insecta; Hymenoptera; Formicidae. Gene Ontology annotation, cellular component: plasma membrane. Gene Ontology annotation, molecular function: odorant binding; olfactory receptor activity. The coding region runs from base 18 to 1283 and encodes 421 amino acids. Gene Ontology annotation, biological process: sensory perception of smell; detection of chemical stimulus involved in sensory perception of smell. The record is from RefSeq and is a predicted model, not a curated record.